CUUUCUGAUAGGGACUCUGGUGGGGAAGUUGAAUUCGAACCGCUUGUCACAUAUCAAACUCUUCGAAAAGAAUGGAGAACCAGCGGGGGUCUCGAGCCAAAGAAGAAACUAAACCCGAACAGACAAGGAAUCUUCCGAAUUCAAGCGACGGAAAGAGGAAACACACUCGUUUGUCCCGGUCUGAAAAUCAGGGUCCUGAAGAAAAAGGUCUUUUGUGUCAUGAUCGGACCUCUCAGGGCAUUAGAGGAGAGAAGGUUUGGUUCAACCGCAGCGUUUAUGAGCAAGCAGACGAUGCUUAUCAAACCUUGUUGAGCGCAGGGACCGGGAAACCUCUGGUUUCCUCUUCCCCAAAAGAUCGAAUUCCCCGCACCCUGGUCUUCAGGGCUAAACGCAACGGUGCGCAACAACUGCAAGAGGAGGAGAACCAAACGUACACCCGUUCUUAUGCAUCACGUCAACAGCAGCGGGGUUCAACCCACCAGCGCUCCUUGUCUGAACCCGAUCGGCAGCUCCCAAAAAGUAGCAGGAAGAGGGUCUUCUCUGAGACUGAACGUGCCCCUCAGAAAAGAGACAACAUCACAAUGAGUGGACUUCAAGGACUUGCCCAGGAGAACAUCUGGUUUGACAAGUCCAGAUACGACGAGGCCGAGAGACGCUUCUAUGAGGGCAUGAACGGCAUCCCUCAGACACCUCAGGAGAAAGAUGCUAGUGCCAUCCUGCAGGACAUUGCUAAAGCCCGACAGAAUAUCCAGCAAUCCCUAGCCGGAGCGAAGACCGCUCUGCAGAGUAAUAAAGGGCACACUCGCACUCAAAAAACGCGGGAGAGGAAGACCAGUCAGAAUGCCAGCAAGUCUGAGGAUCAGAGUGAGCUUGUCUCUCGUAUGAAGAGUUUGGAACUGGAAAACAAGAAUCUGUACAAAGUGGUGGAUGAUCUGAGAGCAGUUCUGUCCAAACUGGAGUCCAGAAUGGCUGUACUGGAGAAGAGCCAAGCGCCGGUUUCAAAGACUGUUACUUUCACCAAGACUGCUCCUGUCCAGAAACCCAAGGUUGAGGAACAUAAUGGCGCUGACGAUGACGACAUUGACCUCUUUGGCAGUGAUGAGGAAGAUGAGGAGGCAGAGCGUAUCAAAGCAGAGAGGGUGAAGGAAUACGCCCAGAGGAAAUCCAAAAAACCAGCCCUCAUCGCCAAAUCCUCCAUCCUGCUGGACGUCAAACCUUGGGACGAUGAGACAGAUAUGUCCAAGCUGGAAGAGUGUGUGCGCUCCGUACAGAUGGAUGGCCUCCUGUGGGGAGCUUCUAAACUGGUUCCUGUCGGCUACGGCAUCAAAAAGCUGCAGAUCAACUGUGUCGUAGAAGACGAUAAAGUGGGAACAGACAUUCUGGAAGAGGAGAUCACCAAAUUUGAGGACUAUGUCCAGAGUGUUGACAUUGCUGCCUUUAACAAGAUCUGAGCCUCUCACCUUCAUCUCCAUUUCUCACUGGGUUACUGCUGCUUUUAUAUCACACAGUUACCAAUAAACUGUUCAGCCACGUGAACCAA
Messenger RNA from Carassius carassius (crucian carp), 1540 nucleotides. RefSeq names its product elongation factor 1-delta-like. Gene Ontology annotation, molecular function: guanyl-nucleotide exchange factor activity; translation elongation factor activity. Gene Ontology annotation, cellular component: eukaryotic translation elongation factor 1 complex; cytosol. The transcript is spliced from 10 exons. Gene Ontology annotation, biological process: translational elongation. The record is from RefSeq and is a predicted model, not a curated record. NCBI's taxonomy places the organism in Eukaryota, Metazoa, Chordata, Actinopteri, Cypriniformes, Cyprinidae. Bases 72 to 1451 code for a protein of 459 amino acids.